AUGCCCGAGCACGUGCCAGAAUUUGACCUCGCGUUCAUGUCUCAGAUGCUGGGCGUUGGAGCCGUCCGGUCGGAGCCAGAAGACCCAGCCACUGGCGACGACGAGACGAUCAUGCAGGAGGCCGCCGUCGACGUUGCCCUCCAGCUUUUGACGGAUGGCGAGGGGCUGCAGGCGCUGCUCGCAUCUGAUGAACCGAGCGCAGAUAGGGUUGCGCUGGAGGGUGCCGACAACGCGUUUGCAAACUCGCGUACCUCACGCUCCGUAGUCCAGCCAUGGCCAGAGGGACAAAACCACGCGAAUUCUGCACGCUAG
Messenger RNA from Emiliania huxleyi CCMP1516, 312 nucleotides. RefSeq lists its product as hypothetical. The record is from RefSeq and is a predicted model, not a curated record. Lineage: Eukaryota; Haptophyta; Isochrysidales; Noelaerhabdaceae. Bases 1 to 312 code for a protein of 103 amino acids. The transcript has 2 exons.